AUGCAUCGGAUGGGAGGAAUUAGAGCAGGACUGCACUUCCGCGCAUCGCACUCUAUUUUACUGACAUGUGACAUGCUCAGCACAAAGAUCGUGAACCUCUACAUCUUAACGAUGGCGGGAUUCAGAAGCCUUGCGCCCAAGACCAGGAACCUGGUGGUGGCUGGGGGACUGUCUGCCUUCGUGCUUGGGGUCUACUACUACACCAUGAGAGCGGUGGGAGGCACGGACGAGCUGCAGGUGGCGAUUGACAAGUUUGAGGAGAUGAAGAAGAAGGAUGCUGCCAGAAACUCCAACGCAGGAGGAUCAUAA
Molecule: messenger RNA, 309 nt
Organism: Miscanthus lutarioriparius
Lineage: Eukaryota; Viridiplantae; Streptophyta; Magnoliopsida; Poales; Poaceae
Source: the annotation of a GenBank genome assembly